UUCACCUGCCUCUCCUACUUUUAACUGUAGCUUCGGCUGCUCCUGCUUUCAACCUGGCAGGUGUUUGCUUUCUUUCCAGCACUCUCCCUCGAACACAAAGUACUGAGGAUAUAUCAUUUUUCUUUUCAGCCUUCAACAUGCAGAGUCUCUUUUAGCAGCUGACAUUUGACCUUCUAGAGGGGGAAGCCAGGGCUAUUGGAAACAGCCCAGCACGACUAUCCAGCAUACCUGUUUUACACCUACGAUUUCCGCACAGGGACUGCUAUGUGGUAUCCUCCAGUGCUGCUCUUGCUGUUCCAAGCUGUAAUGCUCAGUCUCGCUGGCUCCCUCCAGAGGCUGUCUAAGGACCAGCAGAAUGAAGUGUUCCUGGAUGGCUCUGCUGCACACAAAUUCCUGAGCCGCACACUCCUUUACAACCACUGGGAUUUAGAGCUGAUUGUGCCAGAUAAUCUGGAGCACGAAUGCAUAGAGGAAGUCUGCAACUACGAGGAGGCCCGUGAAGUCUUUGAGGAUAACUUCAAAACAAAUGAAUUCUGGAAAAGCUACAAACACAAUGGGAUAGGAGGCGCAAAGCAGCCAGGUGUGGAUGUGGCUGGCUUGAUAGCAGGUCUCAUAGCAGCCUUGGUCUCUUCAGUCAUGUUUGUGAUUGUGGCGAUGUAUUGUUUCAAAUACCGAGUGAAGCAGAGGAUCCGAUCCAGGACUCAUGAUAACAGCUACCCCGAGGUACCCUUGGCUUGUUUUAGUGAAGCGCCAAAGCCAGAGGACGCACCUGGACUUCCGUCCUAUGAGCAGGUGAUGGCAUCUUCUGGUGUGCACGAUGCACCUCCCCCACCUUACAACAGAAACAGUACUAACGCAGCCCCACCAACGUGAGUGGUCCACAGCAAGAUCAAAGGUCCUGGAAGAGAUUCAACCCCUCCACUCCCAAUUGUUUGUACAGAAGACAUUUCAUUUGUAUAGGAAACACAGCUGCUGGGGGUACAUGUGACAUUGAUGUGAGUGACUGAGCAUGCAUGUUGGGAAUCCAUGGAAAGUAUGAAGAAAAUUAUCUGAUAAGAGUUUGCACAUUGGGGAAACUGUGUGUGUUCAGGGGAAGGGUUAAUGUGCAAGAGAGAAAACAAUGUCCGACAAAGAGGUACGCAGACGACAUGAAGCAAGAUGUUAGGGAUAAGAAAAUCUGAAAUUGCAAAGAUGAAUGAUACAUCUAAUAGUUGUGAAACUUGCAAGGAAACUAAUGGCCAGAUCUACAGUUACAAAGUCAGAAAUGUGCAUGGAUCUCUUAACCCAAAACACCCUUUCCCUCUUCUUACUGCUGUCCUUGUGAAUGAGGGUGGUUACAUCUGUGUUUUCUCUGAUGUCUUCAAAAAUUGGAGCAGAUGUGGGUGGGAAGUGUACAAGAUUGUUCAUGCCUAAUAAAAUAACUGUUCAGGACUUCAGGGUCUGAAUUGAGAUUCUCAUGACCUGGGACUGGGAUCUAGUCAAGUCAGCUGUUGUGGACUACCUGCAUGCCAAGAUUUUCAUGCGCAGACGAAACUGGGGAUGUGUAACUUUAUUGCCAUCUGCAAGGCCAGAAGGAUAAUAGGGCAGCAACCAGGCACUCCCUCCAUCAUGCCUGGCUCCAGUUCCAGCAGAGAGAUCCCUCUUCCCAGCUACCAUUUUGCACCGGCAAAGCCAGGAGGAGAGGAGGGCAGCAACCAGGCAACCCCCUCUAUCAUAUCUGGUUCCAGUUUGAGAGGAAAGCAUCCUCCCUCCAGCUACAAAUUGCUGUGCAUGAGGCCAGAGAAAGAAAAGGAGGCAGCCAGGAAUUCCUUCAUCAUGCCUGGACCAAGACCUUGCUAACAUUUCUAUUGGAAUUGAUAUCCUGAUGUGGUUUAUAGCAGUUAAAAACUAACUCAUAGCUAGUAAACCAUUAAAAGAUGGAGUGGAAAUACAUUAAAGAAACAGAUGUCAGCCUCUAGGAUUGACAGACAAUACGAAGCCUUUGGAUUGUCUGGCAUUAGCAUAAGUACUGGUCGGUGGACAUUGGGUUCUUUCCCACUUGUUUGAUUCAGUGGAACUUCUGCCUGCAUCACUCCAGCUACAACCAAUGAUCUUGAAUUCUCUGGCAGAUACAUCAUACAGACCUGCAUGACACUGAGUGAACAUGGAGCAGUGGAUGUGCUAAACUUCUGCCUGUCCUGCCUUUGUACUGACCUGAUGUGAAGAAUUUUUGUUUGGCUCUGAGCACAGUAGAGCUAACAGGACUUUAUAGAUCUAGGGGUGGGGGUGGGGAAUAGAGGAUGCAGCAAAGGGGGAGCCACCAUGCAUGUGGACAAGACCAUCCCCAGCUAGGAAGAAACUAAAUCUUUUGAAUCAUUUGUGAAAAUUUAUCCUUUUUUUGUGUGUAAAUAAAAUCUGAGCUAUUUCUUA
Messenger RNA from Heteronotia binoei (common prickly gecko), 2409 nucleotides. RefSeq names its product proline rich and Gla domain 2 (gene PRRG2). The transcript is spliced from 7 exons. The record is from RefSeq and is a predicted model, not a curated record. Gene Ontology annotation, cellular component: extracellular region. Gene Ontology annotation, molecular function: calcium ion binding. The coding region runs from base 265 to 873 and encodes 202 amino acids. NCBI's taxonomy places the organism in Eukaryota, Metazoa, Chordata, Lepidosauria, Squamata, Gekkonidae.